AUGCUGCGCUGCGGCCACGCAGGGAGCAGCCCCCGUACCGGCCAGAUGGCUAUCCUCGGCGACAUCGAGCGCUCAUAUACCACGCGUCUCGGCGGCCUCGCCCCCCUCCCGCCCGACGCCUCGUCUCUCCUGACGACGCAGGCCGCCGCCCAGCCCGCGCAGUCCCUUCGCCGCACCCUGGCCACAUUUCUCUCGCUCUCCAAGCCGCGGCUCACGGUGCUCGUCGUGCUUACCGCAAUGGUGCCCUACGCGCUCUACCCUGUGCCCGAGAUGCUGACGCCGUCCAUGACGGACACGACGAGCCUGAGCCCGCUUACCCUGCUGUUCCUCACCACCGGCACGGCGCUAUGCUCGGCCAGCGCAAACGCCCUCAACAUGCUCUACGAGCCCGACACAGACGCCAAGAUGACGCGCACGCGCAACCGGCCGCUCGUGCGGCGGCUCAUCGCCACGCGCAGCGCUGUGCUCUUUGCCAUUCUGGCCGGCGCCGUCGGCGCAGGCGGCCUCUACUUUGGCGUCAACCCGACCGUCUCCUUUCUUGGCGUCGCCAACAUUGUCUUGUAUGCGGGCGUCUACACGCCGCUGAAGCGCGUGACGGCGUUUAAUACAUGGGUCGGCGCACUCGUCGGCGGCAUCCCCCCGCUGAUGGGCUGGGCGGCGGCGGCGGGCGAGACAGCCACCCGGGACGGCUCCUGGCGGGAGCUGCUGCUUGCCACUGACGGCUCCUCGCUCGGAGGCUGGCUUAUGGCCGGCCUGCUCUUUGCCUGGCAGUUCCCGCACUUCAUGGCCCUCAGCUGGCCGAUCCGCGACGAGUACAAGGCCGCGGGCCUGCGCAUGCUAGCGUGGACCAACUCGGCGCGCAACGGGCGCGUGGCGCUGCGCUACAGCCUCGUCUUCAUCCCGCUGUGCGUGUCGCUGUGCGCCGCGGGCGUGACCGAGUGGUCCUUUGCGGUGACAAGCCUGCCGGUGAAUCUCUGGCUGGCGCGCGAGGCGGUGCGCUUUUGGAAGCAUGACGGGCACCAGGGCAGCGCAAGGGGUCUGUUCUGGGCGAGCGUCUGGCAUCUGCCGGCGGUGCUCAUGCUGGCCAUGCUGCAGAAAAAAGACCUGUGGAGCAGAGCAUGGCGUGGUCUGUUUGGCGAGGCCGCAGAUGAGGAGGGACUCUGGGAAGAGCAGGAGCUCGAGGAGAUGGCGGGCAUGACGGCGGACCGCGUCAAGGAGGCGGCCAAGGCGCUUGAUCUCCCGCGCAGGUAA
Molecule: messenger RNA, 1251 nt
Organism: Cordyceps militaris CM01
Lineage: Eukaryota; Fungi; Ascomycota; Sordariomycetes; Hypocreales; Cordycipitaceae
Product: protoheme IX farnesyltransferase
Exons: 2
Coding region: 1-1251 (416 amino acids)
Biological process (GO): heme biosynthetic process
Cellular component (GO): mitochondrial membrane; mitochondrion
Molecular function (GO): protoheme IX farnesyltransferase activity
Source: RefSeq, a predicted model, not a curated record